This is a messenger RNA of Punica granatum (pomegranate), 1576 nucleotides long. The record is from RefSeq and is a predicted model, not a curated record. NCBI's taxonomy places the organism in Eukaryota, Viridiplantae, Streptophyta, Magnoliopsida, Myrtales, Lythraceae.
UAUUGUACAGCUCGAAAUGGAAAGGGAAAAGAAAUCCCUAAUUCCUCGCUCCCGAUUUCGUAUCCAAAUCUCAUCAUCUUCUUCUUCAAUCUCUGAGAUCCAAUCCUAUCUCUAAUGGGUCGCUUCCUUUUGUGAUGAGCUCCCCGUUGUCAGUAUAAAGCUCCCUCCUUUGUUACCCAGCUGCAUUGUGUUCACGCAUUCGGCGCUUCUGCUUCCUUCUCUCUGAUCACCGCCUGAAACACCCGGAGGAAGGCGAUCGGCGUGGUGACCUUAGUUAAAGCAGGAGCCUUUCGUGUUUUUUCUCUGCUUUGUUUCGGCUUAUAGAAGUGACCCCGCGAGUCUUAUUGGCGAUCGGCGGCUUUGGGAUCGAGUUUUAGGUAUCAAGUUGCUGACAUUAGCUCCCGGAAGAUAUUGAUGGACGCGUAUUCGCAUUCUCUUGAGUCGGAUUCUGAUGACUGCGACAGUUUCGGUAACAGGCUCGGGAAUAAUCUCGAUAAAGUCUUAAAAAUUCGAGAUGUUCAUGGAAAGCGGUGGGUCUCCGAUGAGGAUGAUGAUAGCGAGGAUGAGGUUAUAAAUGCCUUUGGAAGGCACCGAAAGAUGUUUGAUGAUUCAUCUACUGAUGAAGAGGCUGGGGAAGCAGAGCUUUCAAGGGAAUCUCUGAGGAAGGUCUAUGAGCUCGCAAUGGCCCUGCCUAGUCCUGCAAACCUCGUAUCAGCCAUGAAAGGCAGCCGUGAAAGGGCGGAACAAUCUCAGAAGAAUUUAACAGUGACAUGGGCUCCUGAUGUGUAUGAUCCGCCUCCCACACAGUUAGAGUUAAUCCUAAGUAGAGGCACAAAGCAGCAAAAGUUGCCCAAGAAAGAAAAGAAAUCUGGAAAGAAAGCUCAGAAAGGUAAAGACUUCUCGCGAGGGGGUAGCAGUGGUAAGGAAUCCUCACGUGGCAGCAGCAGGGACAAGACGAAGAAACAACAUCGUGGGUUUAGUGGAGGUUCCAGGCGUUACAACAUGUUUGCUGAUGGUGAUGAUGACGACAUGGAGAGCUUCAGUUCUGGUGUUCCUGACUCUGCCUUCGAGAGCAAGAAGGAUUCUUCUCGCUGGGGUGGUAGAGACAAGAAGAAGCAGACCUGUGGGAUGGGUGGGAACUUCAGGCGAUAUGACUUGCCUCCAAGUGAUGAUGACGACGACGAUGAAGAACAGGAGGUCAAGGCUGGGAAAGUAGAAGCUGGUAGUCCCGACUCACACUGUGGCAGCAGCUUCCUCAAAGGCUCUCUCAAGGAGUUGCACCAUUCGGUUGCAAAGGCAUUAUGAGGUGCCUAAGCCGGAUAUCUCAUCUGGGUCUCUCCUUUCACCUUGGAGAUGGGGUACAUAGUCUAAAUAAUAACCGGACUCGGGAGACCCAGACUUACGGAUACACGCCUACUUCUGUAGUUGACUCAGUUUUACUCAGUUUACUCUAUCUUGUGAAAUUCGUGCAUGACAUACACAAAGUUUAAUGUGAACAGGAUACUUUGAUGUUUAGUGGUUGAUUUAACAGCAACCUAAGUUUUGAUGCUUAAAAUUUGGUUAAUUUUCUGGCUUA